Triplophysa dalaica is the source of this 1364-nucleotide messenger RNA. RefSeq names its product XIAP associated factor 1 (gene xaf1). Gene Ontology annotation, molecular function: zinc ion binding. NCBI's taxonomy places the organism in Eukaryota, Metazoa, Chordata, Actinopteri, Cypriniformes, Nemacheilidae. The transcript is spliced from 8 exons. The record is from RefSeq and is a predicted model, not a curated record. Bases 233 to 997 code for a protein of 254 amino acids.
GCAUCGUGCGUUACCAUGCAAAGACCAUUUGCAACAAUGUAUCUUGGUAAAGUUACUGUUGUAGAACCAUAUUAAAAGUAAAUGGGACGUUGUUCUUGUUAACAUGUUUGGCAAUAAGAGAUAUAUAACUUAUCUGAAACACUCGGUCCAAGUUUCGUUUUCACUUUCUGUUCAGCCAAAGUAGGAUUUUCUGUGCCCAAACCGGCAAGAUAUCACACUCUCCUGUUUAACUAUGGAUACAGAAGAAAUGGUUUUAUGUACUCACUGCAAUAAAGAAGUGGCCAAAGCGAACUUUGACGUGCAUGAACCUCACUGUCAGAGGUUUCUGUGUCUGUGCCCCGACUGCGAUGAAACCAUCCCUCGAGAUCAACUGGAGGACCACAAAGCUGAAGAACACGCAGAGGUGAAAUGCCAGGAAUGCAAUAAAAAGAUGGAACGAAGGCAUCUGAUGGACCACAAGACAGAUGAGUGCCUAGAGCGGCUUCAGAGCUGUGAGUAUUGUGAGCUUGAGCUUCCUCUGAGUGGUUUACUGAAGCACAGUUUGUCCUGCGGGAGUCGCACAACACCCUGCUCUGACUGUGGACGCUACGUACAAUUUCAACACCAGCAUCUACAUGCUCUGGAGUGCUCUAAUGGCCCCCUAACAGUGAAGAACCCUAGACCUGAAGAUGAUGAAACUGUUGAGAAGCAAAUCUCAACGUGUUGGAGUUGUCUGAAGACCAUUCCUUCCAAGAAUCUAGAGGCGCAUAAGAUGUACUGCAAACCGUUUGUGAGAAACACGGAUGCUGAUCUUCACGAAGACUUAGAACCUAGAAAUAUGAGUUCUCCAGACACUCCAGAUGUCUCCUUCAAGUUUCAGAAGGCAAAGAGAUACAUGGAAAGAGAUCUAGAUGAAAUAAGCACCUGUAAUUUCUGUCAUCUGGCACUUCCCGUGAAGACUCUUGAAUGGCAUGAGAAAAAAUGUGAAUUACAUAAACAUCUGAGCCUGUCACAGUGAUAAUCAGUGCAAGCAGAACUAUGUAUGCUUGUUGGCAACAACUCUCAGCGAUCACAAAUAAUGGGAUUACAUCACCAUCACAACUAAUACACAUUACACAAUAAUAUAGAAUUAUUAAAUAUACUAGAAUUAGUACAAUAAGUCAAAAUAUAGAAGUCUAGUUAAAGGUGAUUGGUUAAAGGUAAAAUUAUGAUUAUAGAAUUUAGGUACAAACAUUUAUUAAGUGCAAUUUGUGGAUAUACAUUCUAUUGUCUAACCUAGUUUGAUUUUCUUUUGUAUUUUUGUAGUAUUUAGGUGUUUACUACAUGUUAAAUCUGGACAAACUUAUGACCUAAUAGCACAUCAAAAUAAAGACGACUUCAAAUGA